CCUCCUCCUCCCUGCUCUCCAAGUCCCCCGCCGGGGCCGGGCGCGCAGGCCGCUGCGGGCGGGGAGCGGGCGGCCGAGGAGCCGGGGGCGGGGGCGCUGCUGCGCGAGCCCGUCUACAACUGGCAGGCCACCAAGCCCACGGUGAAGGAGCGCUUCGCCUUCCUCUUCAACAACGAGGUGCUCUGCGACGUGCACUUCCUGGUGGGCAAGGGGCUCGGCGCGCAGCGCAUCCCGGCGCACAGGUUCGUGCUGGCCGUGGGCAGUGCCGUCUUUGACGCCAUGUUCAACGGGGGAAUGGCCACCACGUCCACCGAGAUCGAGCUGCCAGACGUGGAGCCCGCUGCCUUCCUGGCACUGCUCAAGUUUCUCUACUCGGACGAGGUUCAGAUCGGGCCUGAGACGGUCAUGACCACGCUGUACACGGCCAAGAAGUAUGCGGUGCCCGCGCUCGAGGCCCACUGCGUGGAGUUCCUGAAGAAGAACCUGCGGGCGGACAACGCGUUCAUGCUGCUGACGCAGGCGAGGCUUUUCGACGAACCGCAGCUCGCCAGCCUGUGCCUGGAAAACAUCGACAAGAACACGGCCGACGCCAUCACUGCAGAGGGCUUCACAGACAUCGACCUGGACACGCUGGUGGCCGUGCUGGAGCGGGACACGCUGGGCAUCCGCGAGGUGCGCUUGUUCAACGCUGUCGUCCGCUGGUCUGAGGCCGAGUGUCAGCGGCAGCAGCUGCAGGUGACGCCUGAGAACAAGCGGAAGGUACUGGGCAAGGCAUUGGCCCUCAUCCGCUUCCCGCUGAUGACCAUCGAGGAGUUUGCUGCAGGGCCCGCACAGUCGGGCAUCCUGGUGGACCGUGAGGUGGUCAGCCUCUUCCUGCACUUCACCGUCAACCCCAAGCCGCGCGUGGACUUCAUUGACCGUCCACGCUGCUGCCUCCGCGGGAAGGAGUGCAGCGUCAACCGCUUCCAGCAGGUGGAGAGCCGCUGGGGCUACAGCGGCACGAGCGACCGCAUCAGGUUCUCGGUCAACAAGCGCAUCUUCGUGGUUGGCUUCGGGCUCUAUGGCUCAAUCCACGGCCCCACCGAUUACCAAGUGAACAUCCAGAUCAUCCACACAGACAGCAACACGGUCCUAGGCCAGAACGACACAGGCUUCAGCUGUGACGGCUCCGCCAGCACCUUCCGAGUCAUGUUCAAGGAGCCGGUGGAGGUGCUGCCCAAUGUCAACUACACGGCCUGUGCCACGCUCAAGGGCCCGGACUCCCACUACGGCACCAAGGGCCUGCGCAAGGUCACCCACGAGUCGCCCACGACUGGGGCCAAGACGUGCUUCACCUUCUGCUACGCGGCCGGGAACAACAAUGGCACGUCUGUGGAGGACGGGCAGAUCCCCGAGGUCAUCUUCUACACCUAGGCUGCCC
This is a messenger RNA of Lipotes vexillifer (Yangtze River dolphin), 1420 nucleotides long. RefSeq names its product BTB domain containing 2 (gene BTBD2). NCBI's taxonomy places the organism in Eukaryota, Metazoa, Chordata, Mammalia, Artiodactyla, Lipotidae. The record is from RefSeq and is a predicted model, not a curated record. Gene Ontology annotation, molecular function: protein binding. The annotation marks the transcript as partial. Gene Ontology annotation, biological process: neurogenesis. Gene Ontology annotation, cellular component: cytosol; P-body. The transcript has 10 exons.